AUGGCAGUCACUAUUAAACUUGCGAAUGGCAAUCAACAUACAGUUGAGGUGCCAGAUUUCAGCAUCACAGUUGCAGAGUUUAAAAAGCAAAUAGCGGAAACGCUAGAAAUCCCAGCCAGUGAGCAGCGAAUCAUUAUGCGAGGAAAAGUGUUGAAGGAUGAUGGUGUGCUUUCAGCAAUUGGCAUGGAGGACGGAAACGUUAUACACGUCGUGCGGAGCAAGAAGAGUGCAGCUGUGCCCUCAACGACGAAUGCUUCAAGCACCCUGGCUGCCAGCGAUCCUACUUCGUCGCCGAAUGUACAGCCGUCCACUACCACACCCGCCCAACCUGCACCGGCGCCGGCUGCUGCAAAUCCAUACGCAGCUCUGAUGAGCAACUUUGGUUUACCGCAAACACAGCAGCCUGUUGCCGGUGCUGCUGGGUUUCCUGCCGCUGGGAACCCUUUUGCAAGCAUGGGUACGGGAAUGGGCAUGGGGAGUGCAAUGGGGGGAGGUGUCAACCCCACACCACAGCAGGCUAUGGAACUGAUGCAGAAUCCGAUGAUGCAGCAAAUGAUGCAACAUGCACUCAGCAACCCCCAGUUUAUGCAGUACAUUAUGCAAAACUCUCCCCAGCUGGCGGGCCUGCCACAGGACCAACAACAAGCUAUUAUUGAAAUGAUGCGAAAUCCUUACAUGAUGCAGCAGGCAAUGGCAAUGAUGGGAAGCUUAGGAGGUGCUGGCGGUGUGCCACCGGCAACUUCGCAGGCUGCUUCGACUCCAGCCCUAGGAGCUGGUUUCAACCCUGCAAUGUUUGCACCUCCUGUUCCAGAAGGUAAUCCACGGGAGGUUUAUCGCGAGCAACUGCAGCUGCUGCGAGAUAUGGGUUUUCCCAAUGAGGAAGCGAACAUUGCUGCUCUUCAGCAGGCUCAGGGCAAUGUUCAGUUCGCAUUGGAGCGGCUUCUUGGUGCAUGA
Leishmania mexicana MHOM/GT/2001/U1103 is the source of this 954-nucleotide messenger RNA. Its product is annotated as putative ubiquitin-like protein. The record is from RefSeq and is a predicted model, not a curated record. The transcript has a single exon. The coding region runs from base 1 to 954 and encodes 317 amino acids. Gene Ontology annotation, molecular function: damaged DNA binding; polyubiquitin modification-dependent protein binding. Gene Ontology annotation, cellular component: cytosol. NCBI's taxonomy places the organism in Eukaryota, Euglenozoa, Kinetoplastea, Trypanosomatida, Trypanosomatidae. Gene Ontology annotation, biological process: nucleotide-excision repair; proteasome-mediated ubiquitin-dependent protein catabolic process.